Molecule: messenger RNA, 1088 nt
Organism: Rhagoletis zephyria (snowberry fruit fly)
Lineage: Eukaryota; Metazoa; Arthropoda; Insecta; Diptera; Tephritidae
Product: acetylcholinesterase-like
Biological process (GO): acetylcholine catabolic process; choline metabolic process
Cellular component (GO): plasma membrane
Molecular function (GO): acetylcholinesterase activity
Source: RefSeq, a predicted model, not a curated record
GGGACGCCAAGCGAUUUCAAAAGCCCACACCAGCACAGCCUUGGACUGGCGUCUACAGUGCGACCACCACCCGGUACGCCUGUCCGCAGCCAUAUGUACCGGCCAAACCAUUUGGUCAUCAGAUUGUGGAGCGCAGUGAUGGCGGUGGCCCACUGUACAGCAGUGAGGAGUGUCUCUUCCUGAACGUUUUCAAGCCGGAAGAGGGCUCAGGGUCGCUGCGAGCAGUCAUGGUCUGGAUUCACGGAGGAACAAACUUGAAUGGAAACUCCUAUGCAUAUGACGCCAGGUACAUUGUAUCGCUUGGCGAUGUAGUUGUGGUGACAAUCAACUACCGCCUCGGAGCUCUGGGCUACCUCAUUGGCGCCACUGAAGAGUACCCCGGUAAUCUGGCGCUGUACGAUAUGACACUUGCUUUGAAAUGGGUGCAACAAAACGCCGCCCACUUUGGUGGUGACGCUCGCCUGGUGACGGUUUUUGGAGAAUCUUCAGGGUCGAUGGCCGUAGGAACGUUAAUUCUUUCUCCGCUCACAAAAGGACUUUUCAAACGGGCCAUCCUCCAGUCGGGGGCGCCGAACCAGUUCACUGGAAGCCAAAGUGCAAAGGCCAUUGGCGAGAAAGGGCUCGUCCUGGCGGCCAAGAUCGGCUGUCCAGUAAAGCUGUUUACUGCCGCCAUGAUAAUGGCCUGUCUGGAAAAAGCGAAUGUCGUUCUUUUGCAGGGUGAAGUCAACAAAAUGGCCGCCACCAGUCUAUUUGUGCCCAGCUUUGGAACGGAGUUUCUUCCGGACAAUCCGGCGAAGCUGCUUAAAGCGGGCCGUUUCAACACCGAAGUUGACCUGCUCUACGGCAACAAUCGUGACGAGGGAAAUGGCGUCUACGCCUCUAACCCGGCUUUCAACCCCUACAGACCGGUGACAAUCACAUUUCCAAUGAUUAGGGUGGCCAUUUGGAAGGUUCUGAAGGCGGCUGGCCCUAUACUAGCGCGACAGACUAAUCAGACCUUUCAGUGGUACACACGAGGACUCACGGAGGAUGAGGAUGAGGACAAGUUGAGAAAAAUACCCGCAAGAGUCUCCGCCGAUCAGGUCUGA